Molecule: messenger RNA, 1020 nt
Organism: Alternaria atra
Lineage: Eukaryota; Fungi; Ascomycota; Dothideomycetes; Pleosporales; Pleosporaceae
Exons: 2
Coding region: 1-1020 (339 amino acids)
Source: RefSeq, a predicted model, not a curated record
AUGCGCAAGUUUGAACACCAACCUGACAAGGGCGGCCCGAAAGGAAGCGCAAAGGCUCGAAUACAGCUACCGAUAGCGCAACCAGCCGCUGAACCAGCAUCAAAUGGGCAUUCGGACUCACCAAACAUCACCUCAUCAAGCGCGGAUCCUUACAAAGCAGCUUGUGAAGCUCUUGAUCGCGACGGCUUUGUCGUUCUAUCCGCCUCGCUCUUUCCAACUUUUGAUCUUGACGCCCUUCGCGCCGCUGCCUCACGCAUCACAGCAGCAGCACGAUCUGGAAACUGGCCAUAUAUACGUACGUUACCAAAACAAUUUCCACCAUGGCCACAGGAUCCUUCAAACGGGAUCUGGGGAGUGCAGCAUCUACUCCACCCAUCAAAUCCAGAUCAUCUCACAUUCGCAAAGUCAUAUUUCGACAGCGAGCUACUGAAAUAUGUUGCAACACUGAUUGGCUGUGGAGAAGACGAUCUGACCAUGGAGCUGUACAAUAUGCUGGUCCGGCCGGACAAAGACUUCAGCCUGCGGUGGCAUAGAGACGACGUGGCAGUGACAGCAACGCCAGAAGAAGAGCUGGAGCGACUGCAGAAGCCAGGGCAUCACGCACAGUGGAAUCUCGCACUGUAUGAUGACAGCAGUCUCGUCCUCGUGCCUGGUUCUCACAAACGUGCACGCACUGACACAGAGAGGAAUGCGGAUCCGUACGAAGCACAUAUGCCCGACCAGAUUACUGUGCAGCUGAAAGCAGGAGAAGUUGCAUUCUACAAUAACAACAUUCUCCAUCGCGGCGUAUACGAUAGUACGAAAGAGAGAAUGACGCUGCAUGGCAGUAUAGGGACAACACUUGCGGGAAGUGAGCGAGCGAGGAAUGUGCUACAGCAUGGUGUUGGUGAUUGGGCGAAGGAAUACAACUUUGACGAUUUUGAGCCUGAGAUGGCAGCAAGAGCGAAGAAGAUGAGAGAGAAGCUUGUGGAGAUGGGGGAGAAGAGUGGAGAUGUUGGCUUCUUCUCGAAGGAUGAGUAA